AUGUCAAGGGACAGCGUGCUGAUCGGCGCCUCCAUGUUCGUGCUCGUCGUGCUCUCCCUCGUCACCUUCUUCUGCUCCAACCGACGGCGAUUGGCGCAGAGCUCGUCGUCGCGGGGCGUAGAAGACAAUCAAGACAUCGAGCUCGGGCACGGCAGGAGUGCCGCUGCGGGACUCGACGAGGCCGUCCUGGCCGCGUACCCGACGACGGUGUACUCGUCGUCCAUCCAGCAUCAGUUGGCGGCUACCAGUGAGCGGACAGUGAAAGAGGGGGAACGCGGGUGUGCGGUGUGCCUGGCGGAGUACGCCGACGGCGACGAGCUGCGGGUUAUGCCCGGCUGCGCGCACACGUUCCACCGGCGGUGCGUCGACCAGUGGCUCCGGCGGCGGCCCAGCUGCCCACUCUGCCGCGCGUCGUCGCAGAGCAGAGCACCACCGGCGCAUGCUAACCGUCACAGCGUCAACAGCAUGCCGAUGUAG
Aegilops tauschii subsp. strangulata is the source of this 477-nucleotide messenger RNA. RefSeq names its product RING-H2 finger protein ATL67-like. NCBI's taxonomy places the organism in Eukaryota, Viridiplantae, Streptophyta, Magnoliopsida, Poales, Poaceae. The record is from RefSeq and is a predicted model, not a curated record.